Erigeron canadensis is the source of this 1056-nucleotide messenger RNA. RefSeq lists its product as uncharacterized. Lineage: Eukaryota; Viridiplantae; Streptophyta; Magnoliopsida; Asterales; Asteraceae. The record is from RefSeq and is a predicted model, not a curated record. The coding region runs from base 1 to 1056 and encodes 351 amino acids. The transcript has 4 exons.
AUGUUUCUACAAAUCUUGAAGAUAUUGUUAGUGAUCUUAUUAGCACAGUUUUGUUCAUGGGCAUAUCAAAAUACUCUGCCACCACCUCCCAAGAAGCUGGGAUCGCCAGAUGGACUUCCUCUUACCUCUCAAAGGAUAGCGCUCCGUGAUGGAAGACAUUUGUCGUAUUUAGAGUUUGGUGUCACAAAAGAUGUUGCCAGAUCCAAAAUAAUUUCUGUUCAUUGCUUCGAUGGUAGCAAGUAUCAUGAUCCUCUAGCAGCCUUUGCCUCGCCGGCCCUGAUUGAAGAACUAGGAGUGUACAUUGUGGUAUUUGAUAGGCCUGGUUAUGGAGAGAGUGACCCCGACCCUAAUCGAACUGUUAAGAGUUUGGCUUUGGAUAUCGAGGAGCUGGCUGAUCAUUUGAAUCUGGGGCCAAAGUUUUAUGUAGCCGGAUUCUCCAUGGGUGGACAAAUCAUUUGGUCUUGUCUCAAGUAUAUUCCUCACAGGUUGGCAGGAGCUAUACUUAUUUCUCCGGUCGUAAAUUAUUGGUGGCCUAACCUACCUUCAAAGUUAACCAAUGAAGCAUAUUCUAAACAACUCAAACAGGAUCAAUGGUCUAUGCGUGUCGCUCACUACCUGCCAUGGCUAACCUACUGGUGGAACACCCGAACAUGGUUUCCAUCUUAUUCUAUUAUUGCCGGAAACCCAAUAAUCUAUACGUCUGCAGAUGUGGAAAUUAUUACGAAAGUACUUGGUGCCAUGCCCCCAAAUCAGGCAAAGUUGAUAACAUCACAACCAAGACUACAAGGAGAAUAUGAGUCCCUUCAUCGUGACUUGAAUAUUGGAUUUGGGAAUUGGGAAUUUGAUCCAAUGGAUCUUGAAAAUCCAUUUCCAGAUAACAAUGGAUCAGUCCACUUAUGGAUGGGUGAUGAAGAUUUGAUUAUACCCGUGACACUGCAACGCUACAUAGCUCAGCAAAUUGGAUGGAUCAACUAUCACGAGGUCACUGGUGGCGGACACAUGUUUUCUUGUGCGAAUGGGGUGAGCAAUGCAAUUCUUAAAGAGGCCAUGGGAUAG